UUUCAGAUUCAACUGCAGAGCUAGUUCAAGUUCAGAGUCUACUAUUUCGCUGGGAACGGUAAUCCUGGUUAUCUUUCUUCAUUUUCAUUCACAUCGCUUGUCCUUAGAGUUCGAGUAACAAUCUACCUGUGUUGAUGAGCAAUCACUACCUUAUGUGCAGAGCCUGGAGUACUCUGCGCAGAGCGGCUGUUGCACCGCGCAAGAAUUCUCAUGCCCGGCAAGCACAUGCACACGAGUUGUGACACUACAAAGUGAAGUUCACAAAUUUUGGAUCCGGCCCUUCUCUUCCGUUCGCUCAAUCGAAGCAGCAAACGUUUCCUUCUCUGUGAGUGAGGGUGGAGAAGAGAAUGGAAGGUGCAGGUGCGUCCAUCGUCAGUCGUGCGUCCAUCGCUAUUGAAGUUACGACACGGAAAAUGGACUCGUCAAAGGAGGAACCAGAGCUUCCUCGCAAGUUCGAGGACAUUAUACAGCGUCUGGAAGGAAAAGGCGAGCCUAUAACGAGGCUUCCAUAUUUAUUCGGAAAGUUCUUUCCGUAUUGUGCAUCGCUCUCGACGCUCUGGAUGGGAGGGGUGCGUCUUCGAGUGCUGGAGGCAAUCGGCAACUGCAACACCUUUGAAUAUUUGGAGGUGCAAAAACUUUGUGGCGGAGAUGUAUCGAGCUUGACGGCUAGCGAGAGGGAUCUAGUUUUGAGAGGAUUGAGGUCCAGCACCGUUCUACGAGAGAUAAGCGUUGAACAUUUGAGAUGGAAUUCAGAUACGGAAGUGGAGAGCUUGUGUUUACAGCUGGGGAGAAUUCUGAGUACCUCUAGCGUAACACACUUGAAAAUCAACAGUUGCCCAUUGAGUGCCAGAUGUUUCUUGAAUCUCGCCUCAGGACUGCGAGGAAAUUCUGAUUCUAAGCUUAAAGAGUUAGAACUAAUUAAGGCGUGGGAGGACGUGAGCGCAGUGAAGCAUGUGGCUGACACGAUAAAUAGUGCUCCUCUAUUAGAAACGUUGCGUUUACGCGGCUAUCAGAACGACAUAGAGGACGAGACCGUUGGAAUCCUGUCCCAGGCUCUGAUCCAGAGUUCGUCCUUGAAAGAAUUGGAGUUAUAUGGGGUGAAGUGGGGAGCGGCAUUGUUGCUGAAAGCUUUGGCCGGAGAUGAUGGCAACCGAUCCAUCGAACGUCUUCAGCUGUGGUAUAUGGAUAGAAUCGGAGACUGUGUAGGGGAACUUCUUACUUCCAACCGAUUAUUGAAGGAAGUGAGGUUGAAUGACUUGGAGAUGAGUCCUGAGGAAUGGCACCAGCUCGGCGAAGUCAUACGUCACCAUGCUAUAGCAAUUGUAGGGAUUUCUUUAUCGAUUAAUGGAGAUGACUGGAAGUCAGUAGAAGCUCUUGCGUGCGCUGCUAGCUCUGAUGACAAGGACCCCAAAGUGGAGCUUGAACUCAGCAUUUGGAGGGGCCAUACGUUGAUGUUAUCAUUAAACCUACUGGGUAGGGUUCUGCGCGGCGAAAUCAAAUCUCUAAAAUCUUUCAGUAUACUUGCGGGUAAUACUCGCAUUUCAGCUACCAACCAAGAUAGAAUUGAAAGUAUCCUGUCCAUGAAUGGAAAAUCUGGAGAAACUUCGGUCCUGAAGAGACUGCAAUUAUUGAUUGGAAGCGAAAAUCUCUUGAAGGGAGUAUGGAAGGACCUGCUUCGGUGCUUGCGAGGGAACACAAGUCUCACUCACUUGAGUUUGUUUGAGGCCGAUCUCGACGAAGAGGCGUUCAGGGACCUGAUGAGGCUCCUGCAUGUGAACUUCACCCUCGAGGAAGUAGAUGUCUCAGGAACCUCGUGGGAAAUGGACGGAAAGGGAGCGCAGAUUCAAGAGGUCCUCAAGCUGAACAAGAAGCGGGCAAUCUAUAUGUCUGUGUUCAAAGAAGCCAAAUUACCAUUUGGAGAUGCAAAAGCUGGUAGACUCUUCUUAUGCGGCUCUACUAGAGCAGGCAAGACUCAAUUGCGUAAAACCCUUAUGAGGAUAAAUCGAGGCAAUAGCUAUGUGAGCAUAAGCAGUCUAUUGAUCAAAUGGGAGGCAUUGUGGAGAACGAAGGGAAUUGAAGUGGAGUUGUUGCAAGACAAUGACAAAAUGCAAAUCUCAGUUUGGGAUCUUGCAGGUCAAUGGAUUUUUCGUACGCUUCAAAAUGUGCUUCUCCCUCAAACCAACCAUUUUUGUGUUAUUCUUUUUGUGUAUAGUCCCUUCAGUGAGAAAACAUCUUCAAACAAACCGGAUUCUUGUUUUAGAACGGAGUUGGAGUACUGGCUGAGUUUCAUUACAUCCAGCACUAAGAUCACUGGAUAUAAUCCUCCCCAAGUUCUUGUAGUGAUUUCACACAAGGAUAAAACCAGAAUUAGCUCUUUGACUUGGGCUCACUCCAUAGUUGACAAACUCACCAAAAGAUUCUCAAAUUUUGUGGAUCUCCUCCCUAUUCAAGAGUGUUUUCAUGUUGAUGCUCAAAAAAAGAAGCAAGUUUUUCCUCUCAGAAAUUACAUUUUUGAUAAUUUUGACAAGUUGUUGAGAGAAAAAUCUCCACAAGUUCCUCAAUUGUGUUCACAGCUUGCUUCCCUCUUGGUUAAAAACACCAAGAAGAACAAAAGUUACCCUCUCUGGUCAUCCCAAAAGUUUCAAGAUUUCUGUGCUCCCAGUUUAACACAAUUUAUUUCAUCAUCUUCUACUCACUCUGUUGAUCAUUCAAGGAUAAUGGACUCUAUCAUAUCCUAUUUGAAUGACGUAGGGUCCAUCAUAUACAUCCCCAACCUUGAUUACAUCAUUGUUGAUCCAAACUGGCUCACCAAUAACUUCUUGGGUGAGCUAGUAGCUCUAGGUCAACAUUUUCAAGCUCAAGAUUCUGCUGAUAACAUGAUGUCAAAUGACUCAUAUACAAGCAAGGACGGAUUUGUGAGUGAGAGUGUCUUUGUUGGAUUGAUAGAAAAGUUUCUGGGAAAGCAAUCACAUGGACAGAGAGGUGUGGCCAGAGAGGUGCUUGAAAACAUUCUUGUCAAUUUAGAUUUGUGUUUCAAGCUAGAAGAUACUUCUCAGUAUUUCAUUCCUUCCUUCAUCCCUGAGCAUGCAAGCAUGGAAGAAAAGAAGCAUCAUGAAGGGGCGCACGUGGAGUCGAUGUAUUGGGAAAAUAGGAGUGACACUUCACAGUUUGUCGGCUGUCAGAUUCAAUGUAAGGAUGGAAGAACAAUGUCACUCACUGCUGCUUUUUUCCCACGCUUCCAGAUGUUCAUGAGACGCAAGUUGAUAUCCGAGAUGCAUGUUUCCGAGGAGACUGUGACUUGCUCUCGACAUUAUCUGCGACUUUUCCUUGAUGGACAUCAGAUAUAUGUGGAGCAUGUUCAGAGUGAAAAGUCCCACAAAUACGUAGAUGUUCUGAUGUUAUGCUCAAGGCAUAAGUCAAGGGAGGUGGCGGUUAAAUAUGUGAUGAAUCAUAUUGUCGAGGAGUUGAUAUCAUUUUGCACAUCACCGAAAGGUUGUCCCGGGGUGGAUUUAGUGCUUGGUGUGAUCCAAACUUAUUGCGUGGAGAUGUUGAUUCCGAGUUAUCUCAGAGGAGCUAUUCUGAUCGAGAAGCUGAAAUUGGACUUCAUGCGAAGCAUCGAUGACAAACUUGAUGAAAUGCCAUUGGAAAGCUCGCACUUGGUGGAGAAGGAAGAGUUGUUCCACUAUGAGCACUGUUGGCCCCAAAUUGAAAGGCAUUCAGGUGGAAUAUCUGAACAAGCUAGGGAUUUGUUGUGGGAAAGCGAUGUGGAAGCAGUUGUGAAUGAGAUUCGACAAAAACGAAUUCAACAAUUGGAGUUAUUGCAGGAGGGUCUAAUUAGCGUGGACAAUGAUUUGGCUCCGUCAAACCCUGAAGAUGAAGACAUGGUUAGCGACUCCAAUUUCUCCCAAAUGAAAGACUGCAAACCACCUACAUCCAGGUGCUUGAGUCGGGCCAGCACAAGUGUGGAAAAUCAUUUGACCCAACUUGUUUUGUGGAAGAUAGAUCAGCUAGUAAAAAAGGUUGAUGAUUUGGAUGAGAGGUUGAGAUUAGUGCACAGCAUUAUGGAGAGAUUGGAGAUGAAGAUGGGACAGAUACUCUCUUUGCAGCAAGAACUCCAGUCAACUACGAGUGAUUUCAUGUCUAAAUUGGACAGGAGAAUUGAGUAUUCGCAAGUGCUUCAGCAGGCCAGAACGCCCAAGCGACCUUACAUUACGGACAAUGUUGGACUUUUCUACAAGAUGAGUGCACUUCUUCAUGUCGGUACAACCGUUCGCUUACAUUUGAUGUGUGAAUAUGUGACUGGAUUUCACCCGGUAAAAGAUCAAGAAGGUUUGAAGAUACGGUUGGAUCGGCAGAACUGCUCCUGGAUUCGUAAUACUAUUGAAAUCUCAUACAAAGUGAUGUAUUAUGGUGUGAAGGCUGGACUAGAGAAGACGAUGGGGUUGGGCCAAGCGAUUCCGGAGUGGGAAGAUUUAAAAUCUGAUAUUGUUCAACUAGACGGUAUAAGUGAUGAUGAUCGUAGGGCAGUUCUAAAAGGUGGGGAAAGCAAGGAGCUGCAAGAGGCUUGGUUGAGGAUUCAGCAAACUCUUGCGCCUCAGCUUCAGAAUCGCUAUUCCGAAAUCUUCAAGUUGUAUCAGGUGAAAUACGUGAGUUUAGAAAAAAGUGGGAAUGCAUGGGUGUGCGAGAAGUGCAUGAAUAAAGGCCUUCGUUGUGGAAUUUUGACAAGUUAGGAUUUUGAAGAGGUUAGAAUGCCAUUAUUCAUUGUACAAGCACAUGUUCAGACCUUCAUGCCAUAUAAAACUCUCCAAAAUCUUCCAUACAAUUU
This is a messenger RNA of Marchantia polymorpha subsp. ruderalis, 4825 nucleotides long. Lineage: Eukaryota; Viridiplantae; Streptophyta; Marchantiopsida; Marchantiales; Marchantiaceae. The record is from the annotation of a GenBank genome assembly.